AUGGCGACCACAGUCAAACCCCCUCUGUGUGGUGUCGUCCGCUGGCUGCUCGCGCUGCUCCUCUCCCAGCUGCCCCUGCUCGCGCACGCUGCCUCCAAGGACAUAGUGUGCGAGCCCAUCACGGUUCCCAUGUGUAAGGGCAUUGGGUACAACCUCACCUACAUGCCCAACCAGUUCAACCAUGACACCCAGGAGGAGGUGGGGCUGGAGGUCCAUCAGUUCUGGCCCCUGGUCCGCAUCCGCUGUUCCCCAGACCUGCUCUUCUUCCUGUGUUCCAUGUACACCCCUAUCUGUCUGCAGGACUACAAGAAGCCCCUGCCCCCCUGCCGCUCUGUGUGUGAGCGGGCCAAGCGAGGCUGCUCCCCCCUCAUGAUCCAGUAUGGUUUUGAGUGGCCAGAGAGGAUGAGCUGUGAGCAGCUGCCUCAGCUGGGAGACGAGACUCUGUGUAUGGACCAGAACAGUAGCGAGACCACCACCCUCGCCCCUUCCUUCCCCAAACCCACCCCUAAGGGCACCCGCCGCAGGCAGCCCGCCCCCAAGCCCCCCGCCCCCCAGGAGUGUGACCGGGACUGCCGCUGUCGGGACCCUCUGGUGCCCAUCAAGAAAGACGCCCAUCCCUUAUACAACCGGGUCCACACUGGCCCUGUGGAUAACUGUGCCCAGCCCUGCCACCACCCUUACUUCUCCCAGGAUGAACGCACCUUCACCACCUUCUGGAUCGGCCUGUGGUCCAUCCUGUGCUUCGUCUCCACCCUGACCACCGUGGCCACCUUCCUCAUCGACAUGGAGCGCUUCCAGUACCCUGAGAGACCCAUCAUCUUUCUGGCUGCCUGCUACCUCUUUGUCUCCCUGGGCUACAUUAUACGACUAGUGGCGGGUCACGAAAGGGUGGCGUGCGCUGGGAGCGGAGACCAGCAGCACAUCCUGUAUGACACCACUGGUCCACCCCUGUGUACCCUGGUCUUCCUGCUCAUCUACUUCUUCAGCAUGGCCAGCUCCAUCUGGUGGGUGGUGCUCUCCCUCACCUGGUUCCUGGCCGCGGGCAUGAAGUGGGGCAACGAGGCGAUUGCUGGUUACUCCCAGUACUUCCACCUGGCUGCCUGGCUGAUCCCCAGCGUCAAGUCCAUUGCGGUCCUCGCUCUGAGCUCUGUGGACGGAGACCCGGUGGUGGGGAUCUGCUACGUGGGGAACCAGAGUCUGGAGAGCCUGCGGGGGUUUGUGUUAGCUCCCCUGGUGGUCUACCUCUUCACCGGCUCCCUGUUCCUCCUAGCGGGCUUUGUGUCUCUGUUCCGCAUCCGCAGCAUCAUCAAACAGGGAGGGACCAAGACAGACAAACUGGAGAAGCUGAUGAUCAGGAUUGGGUUGUUUACCGUGCUUUACACCGGUCCUGCUACUAUAGUAGUAGCCUGCCUGGUGUACGAACAGCACUACAGGCCGGGCUGGGACCGGGCUCUAUCCUGCUCCUGUCAGGCUGAGAGACAGAGGCUGGGCCUGGGGCCCGACUACGCCGUCUUCAUGUUGAAGUACUUCAUGUGUCUGGUGGUGGGCAUCACAUCAGGGGUGUGGAUCUGGUCUGGGAAGACCCUGGAGUCCUGGAGGAGGUUCGCUGCUCGCUGCUGCCCCUGUUGGGUCUCCAAGCCCACCGUGCCCCCCUCCAUGUACAUUGAGGCCAGCACGGUCCUCACGGGACACCCCGGGGCAGCUCUGCCACCAGGGUCCUACCACAAACCUGCCCCGCCCUCACACGUGUGAAUGGGACCCUGGAGGGGAGAGGAGCCCCUAAUGGUGUCCAGUGUGAAUGGGACCCUAGAGGGGAGAGGAGCCCCUAAUGGUGUCCAGUGUGAAUGGGACCCUAGAGGGGAGAGGAGCCCCUAAUGGUGUCCAGUGAUAGCUCUGUCAUAUGUGAGAGCGGGCCUCACCUUGACGUUGGACAAGACGGUGAAUGUGAUAAAGCAGUUCUCUGGAAGCAAAAGGGUCAGAGGACAACCAGGAGAUGAACCAAGUCAUUCCACAGGUUGUAAAUACAACAUUUAUCAACAAACCUGCCUCACUGACUCUUUUCAUGGAACAUAGAACAAAUGUGUUUUUAACAGAAAAGAGGGAUAUUGUAGAAAUCACAAAGUGAAUUUCUUUGAAUGAAAUGGGACGUUUGUAUCAUAUGAGCUCUUUGGUACAACUGGUACUCAUCGCUGCCUUGGCAAAGUACCACUACUUCAACAGGCCCACAGAGGUAUUCAACUUUUACCCUACAAGGCUUGAAGCCUGCUGGUUUUCUGUUCUACCUGAUAAUUAAUUGCACCCACCUGGUGUCCCAGGUCUCAUUCAGUUCCUGAUUAGAGGGGAACAACAAAAAAAUGCAGUGACACUGGCUUCGCGGGCCAGAGUUGAGUUUGAGGGCACUAGAACAUUCUCUGAGGGGGAAAAGGGAGUUGUGUUUUCGUCAGACUGUGGAUGGACGUAUAACCUGCACAUCUGGACCAUUAGAUGACUCACUAUUUAUUCCUGUAUAUAUGAUGCUCUAUAAAAGACUAUGGAUUUUGCUUACCCAGAAUGCCCCCCAUUAUUCAGUGUGGACACUGGGUCCUUAAUGGAUGAAAACAAAUCUAGGAACAGAAUGAAGAAAAUAUUUCAUGUGUUUCGUUGCAAUCCCAGUGAUGAAUCACUAUUCAGUAUGAAUCUAGUAAAUGUGUAAAUGUGUGGUAUGGAUGUGUUUGUAUGCUGCUCGAGUUCAAUUAAUCUUUGCCCUAUUCUGCCCGGUAAAAUCCAGUUUGGUUGACCGACUGGUCUGUGAACACCCUAGCCGGUCUUUAUAGUAGUAGGAUGAAGAUCUCUAGCCCAACUGUUGACCAGAUUCUGGACUGGACCUAUGGUUAAAUCGGCUUUCAGAGGUCAUCUGAAAAUGGAUGUGUAGCCUACUAGUAUAUCAAUAAUCAAGGGCCUCUUUUUCUCAACCAGUAUUUUCUGUUAGAACUUGUGGUCAAAAGUAGCCUCUAGAAAACACUAAUCGCAGUUGUAGGGAGUUUAAUGCUUUGGAAUAGUUUUGACAAUGGACCAUGUUGUAAAGCAGUGUAGAGGGACCGCCUGUUUGUAGAUCAGUCUCACAGGCCAGAAGAGAAGGCAUGGCCAAAGUACACCUGGCCUCCCUCUGAGUUCUGUGUUCCACCCCCUACUGGUACACACAGGAACUGUUCACACCAACCCAAUGGUAAAUGUACAGGUUUCGGUAGAGAUACUCUCAAUGAUCGGCUAUGAAAAGCCAACUGACAUUUACUCCUGAGGUGCUGACUUGUUGCACCCUUGACAACUACUGUGAUUAUUAUUUGACCAUGCUGGUCAUCUAUGAACAUCUUGGCCAUGUUCUGUUAUAAUCUUCAGCCAGAAGUGGACUGGCCACCCCUCAGAGCCUGGUUCCUCUCUAGGCCAAAAAAAAAACCCGUUUGGGGUUUUAGGCUGGGUUUCUGUACAGCACUUUGAGAUAUCAGCUGAUGUAAGAAGGGCUUUAUAAGUUUGAUGAUCACCUGUAAACUGCACUGAACCCUCGGACACGUCACCUACAGCUCUGUAUACAUUUUCAAUGACCGCGUCAGUACUCAUAUUGAGUCAGACGUUUACAAAAUGGUCAAUAUUUCUGUUCAAAAGGUAUCCAGCAGGCAUAGGCCUACAUAUCAAACUGUCUUCACACAAGAUGAACUGGUGGACAGCUAGACUAGAACAUGGUGAACUAAAACCUUGUCCAGUUGCUGGUUUCUGCCUUUCUACUUUGUUGUGCUUCAGAGUUUUUCUAACCAGACUAGUGUGUAAAUGAUCCAGUGUAAUUUAUUAGCCUGUUUCCUGACGUUCAGUGUGAGUUCUACCCCAUGGUCUGGAAGUCUGCGUUGGCGUCCUUCAGUAGUCUGGACUGCAGCUUUGUGUGUACUACAUUCAGUGUGGCAAAUUCAUGGCUGAG
Oncorhynchus masou masou (cherry salmon) is the source of this 3946-nucleotide messenger RNA. Its product is annotated as frizzled-5-like. Gene Ontology annotation, cellular component: plasma membrane. The record is from RefSeq and is a predicted model, not a curated record. Gene Ontology annotation, biological process: non-canonical Wnt signaling pathway; canonical Wnt signaling pathway. The transcript has a single exon. Gene Ontology annotation, molecular function: Wnt receptor activity; Wnt-protein binding. Bases 1 to 1752 code for a protein of 583 amino acids. NCBI's taxonomy places the organism in Eukaryota, Metazoa, Chordata, Actinopteri, Salmoniformes, Salmonidae.